Messenger RNA from Klebsormidium nitens, 414 nucleotides. The record is from the annotation of a GenBank genome assembly. Lineage: Eukaryota; Viridiplantae; Streptophyta; Klebsormidiophyceae; Klebsormidiales; Klebsormidiaceae.
AUGAGCGCCGCUCUUGCGGCCUUCACUGUCGUUCUCGCCUUUUCCAGCUUACCCCAGGGCGACGCCAAGUUUGCUAGGAGCCUCAAGCUGAACAGGACUCGGACGGCUCCAGCUGUGACCUUCCUACCAGGAGGAUUUGCGCCUCUCAAUAGAUCCGAAUAUGAGAACCCCCAAGUGCAGCAGAUUGUCAACUUCACGCUGGACGCCAUUGCACUGAAGACGAACCAUACUGGCUUCAAUCACACUGGCCACGACCUCAGGUUUCACAUUCUCUUCAUCAAGACACAAGUCGUAGCUGGAAUCAACUACGUGCUCCGAUUGACAGUAGCAGCAAGGCACUUCAAGCGCGCCUACGAGGCAGAGGUCUUCAAGGCAAGUCACGCCCCUUUUAUUAUCCCGUUCCAAAGCAACUAG